AUGGUUGAGCUUCAGUCCAUCUUUCGAAAAGCUUACUGGUCGCUAGCGGCCGGUGGCCUGUUCUAUGUGCUUGUCGUCUAUGCGCUCACAUAUCCGGUAGUCCAACGCUUUGCACUUUAUGUUCACAAAGUGAAUCCUACCCGAUGGCAGGACAUCAACCUUGUUGAGUCUUUCGGUUUCCUGAAAACGCAAGUCCAACCAUUCAACCUGGUAACUCCCGACAACGAGACCUUGUACGCAUGGCAUCUGCUUCCCCUGCCACUGUGCAAGGAACACGAAGAUGACCUGCAUGAGAACGAACGAUACGGCCCAGCGGAGGACUAUACCAAGACCUCUGCAUUCAAGCUACUCGCUAACGACCCCAAUGCGAGAGUCGUUGUCAACUUCCACGGCAAUGCCGCCCACCUCGCCUCCGCCCAGCGACCAGACAUCUACCGGCAACUUCUCGGACUAUCGACCCCGUCCCAUCCCGUGCAUGUCUUCGCCCUGGACUACCGGGGCUUCGGCCUCUCGACCGGCUCUCCCACCGAAGAGGGCCUCAUCACCGACGGCGUAGCGCUCCUCAACUACCUCACCGCCGGCCCGCUGCGAAUCCCGCCGUCGCGCAUCGUCAUCAUGGGCCAGAGCCUGGGGACCGCCGUGACCGCCGCCGUGGCCGAACGCUUCGCGUUCGGGUCCUCCGACCCAACGGCCAUUCAGCCCGCCCUCAAGAACCCGGAGCCCUUCGCCGGCGUGAUCCUCCUUGCCUCCUUCAGCAACGUCCCGAGCCUCAUUGACUCCUACAGCGUGAAGGGCAUCACCCCGCCCAUGCUCGCGCCCCUCUCCGCCUACCCCGGCAUCAAGGACUACGCGAAGCGCCAGAUCGUCGACCGCUGGGAUACCGCUGCCCGGGUUGCGCGGUUGUCGGGCGUCAACAGCAACAGCAGCAGCGGCAGCAGCAGCAGCAGCACCGGAAAACCGGCCCCAGCGUAUGCCGAGCAAGGGCUGAAUCUGUUCAUCGUGCAUGCAGCCAACGAUGUCGAGAUUCCCUGGCAAGAAGGCCGGCGCGUCUGGGCCGCGGCCACGGGAGAAGCCGUCGAGAACAGCCCCGGAGAGAUUGUGGUGUCGAACAAGGACGACUCCGGUGGACCUAAUGAGGUCCAGAUCUGGGAGAGCAGUUCGGCUAAGCACUCUGCCGUGGUCAAGAGGGUUCGAUGGGAACGUGUUGCGUAUGGAGGUCAUAAUCGCGUCGCGACGUUCUCGGUCGCCGCCUUGGCUGUCCUGAGAGCCUUCGAUGGCUGA
Aspergillus uvarum CBS 121591 is the source of this 1281-nucleotide messenger RNA. Its product is annotated as alpha/beta hydrolase. The record is from RefSeq and is a predicted model, not a curated record. NCBI's taxonomy places the organism in Eukaryota, Fungi, Ascomycota, Eurotiomycetes, Eurotiales, Aspergillaceae. The transcript is spliced from 5 exons. Bases 1 to 1281 code for a protein of 426 amino acids.